CAGUUCUCCUUGCCAAUAUGAUUGUGAUAUACUUCUAUGUGUUAAAAGGUAUAACUGGAGCAGGAGAAGUUUACCUGACUAUGAGGUCAACAGAGGUUGAUGGUUUGUGUGAGCGGCCGUGGAGCAUCUGUCGCGGACUCUGUGCAGCUUACAAAGGAUUCCUCCUGCCUCGUGUUUACGCUGCAGAGCCAAUACCACCCGAGCAACCUCCAGCAUCCACGAGUGUCACUCAGGAGGCACAUGCUUCACCACAAGACUCUACCCCACCUGCAUCUGGAGCUGGUAGCACAUGGCAAGCUGUAAAGGAAAAAUUCGAAUUGGCUAGUGCAUCUAACCUGUAUGCAGCACCAGAUGAAGAAACAGGACUGGAUCGAGUAAAAAAGAUAUUCAGUAAAGAUGAGUUUGAAGAGUACAGUAUAGAGUUGGAGUGGGUUAAAGAUGUCGUGACUGGCACGCUGAUAUUUGGAAUGGUGAUGGGAGCCAGCAUCGAGUUCCGAAAUGCCAAAGAACGGUUCAUUCAACGUCAUGCCGUUACAGUGUUCGAAUCACAGUUUGAUGCCAAGAAGAGACUGCAGGAUUACAUCUCUACGAACAUGCUGCGCCGCGGCUGGAAGCUUGCCUGGAGAAUGGCUCUCUUCACCGGAUCAUUCUUUCUCGUUACCAACACUGUGUCAGCAUACAGGAAUAAGUCUGGUGUACUAGACUUUGUGGCAGGAGGAGUGGCUGCUGGCUCACUCUACAAGGUCAACAUGGGGAUCAAGGGCAUGUUUGCUGGUGGUGUGUUGGGUGGAUUCUUUGGGCUUGUCGGCGGAUCUGUGGCGUGGCUGACGAUGUAUGCGGCAGGAACAAGGAUGGAGGAAGUCAAAUACUGGCAGCGGAUGAUGAGAGAUGAUAAACGCGGGAUUAGUACGAUGAAGUACGCAGAAAAUGAAGCCAAGAAACGCAUGGAACGGAGAAAUGGUUACGAGGACUUUCGUGAUGAGUUACUGCAGCAGCAGGAACAACAACAGCAACAACAGCAGCAGCAGCAGGAACAACAACAGCAGCAACAGCAGCAGCAGCAGGAACAACAACAGCAGCAACAGCAGCAGCAGCAGGAAAAACAGCAGUAGCAAGAGGAACAACAGCAGCAGCAGCAGCAGCAGCACCAGGCUAAUGCUGUGAAAACACAACUCGACAUUAUCAAAUAGUGUGCCAGCUGUGUUGGCAUUGUCAACCGUUACAUUGUAAUGUCUGGUGAAUCAUUAGCAAUUACAAAGGUUUUUUAUAGAUUG
Molecule: messenger RNA, 1274 nt
Organism: Priapulus caudatus
Lineage: Eukaryota; Metazoa; Priapulida; Priapulimorpha; Priapulimorphida; Priapulidae
Product: RPII140-upstream gene protein-like
Exons: 9
Coding region: 18-1112 (364 amino acids)
Cellular component (GO): mitochondrion
Source: RefSeq, a predicted model, not a curated record